GUUCUAUCAUCAUGCCCUCUGCUGCCUGACUCGUUUGGAGCCACCACGGCCUCACUGCCCUGUUUCCUUUCUCAAUCUCUGCUGACGCUCUGCAUCCUUGUACUUCCUGUUUUCUGAGCAUGUCAUGAGUCAAUUCUUGUCGCGCGCGUCCCUUGAGAAGAGUGUGUGAAUUGAGACCGUUUAGAGUGCAGUUCGAGUCCAUCAUGUCUAAGCUGUUCGUUGGAGGCCUUGCCUGGCAUACCGAUGAUGCGACUUUGCGCGAGAAGUUCGAGGAGUUUGGCCAGGUCGAGGAGGCCGUCGUCGUGAAGGAUCGCGAUACCGGGCGCAGCCGUGGCUUCGGUUUUGUACGCUUCUCUCAGGAUUCCGAGGCAGAUGCUGCCAUGCAAUCAAUGAACAAUGUCGAUUUCGAUGGACGCUCGAUCCGCGUUGACAAGGCUUCGGACCGUGCCAGUGGAGGAGGUGGUGGAGGGGGCGGAGGAGGCUUCGGCGGUGGACGUGGCGGUGGUGGUUACGGAUAUCAAUCUCGUGGAGGCUAUCAAGGCGGCGGCGGUGGCGGUGGUGGCGGCUACCAGAGCCGAGGAGGCUACAGUGGUGGUGGCGGCGGUGGUGCUGGCAACUGGGGCUCUCAACAGCAGGGCUCAUAUCCACCCCGAGGUGGCUACGGCCAAGGAGGCUAUGGGGGCGGACAGGAGCAAGGAGGGCAGGGUGGGGGCCAACAAUGGUAGAGGCCUCGCACGAGACCCAAUCGACAUACCUCACCUCUCUUUACUUUCCUGUUUGUUUUCUUGACGGUCAUUACUGGAACGAAAUUGCGAUGGAACACCCCAAAUGGAUGGAUUUGCUUAUGGCCUCGAUCAUCUUGGAGGAUGUGUGGCUUCCUCUGCUUUAAUGGGCUGGCGCUGGCGAGUCAAUGAGCUUCUGCAAUUCCUCCCAUGUCUCUAGGGCAGGAUGGGUUAAAGAUUGCGAGUUGGGCUGGUAACUUUGAUCAGAUGAGAUGAUUAAUACCCAUAGUCAAAUCAGAACCUGCUGCUGUCUGCUUCUUGCACUA
Molecule: messenger RNA, 1048 nt
Organism: Lindgomyces ingoldianus
Lineage: Eukaryota; Fungi; Ascomycota; Dothideomycetes; Pleosporales; Lindgomycetaceae
Product: RNA-binding domain-containing protein
Exons: 6
Coding region: 204-725 (173 amino acids)
Molecular function (GO): RNA binding
Source: RefSeq, a predicted model, not a curated record